Paramecium tetraurelia is the source of this 771-nucleotide messenger RNA. RefSeq lists its product as uncharacterized. Lineage: Eukaryota; Ciliophora; Oligohymenophorea; Peniculida; Parameciidae. The transcript is spliced from 3 exons. Gene Ontology annotation, molecular function: protein binding. The record is from RefSeq and is a predicted model, not a curated record.
AUGAAAUAAAAACUUUCUAGAGCCUAAUUGAUUGCUCACUAUCGAUAGAAACCUCUUGAGUAAAUGCCUGAAUCCUUCAAAGCAUUAUGCCAAUAUUACCCACAGGCUUUUAAGGCUCUGAGCCAGAAUCCAUAUUAGGCUCGACCCAUACGUGGUUUCAAUCAAGAAAUACUGGUGUACUCGAGUAAUUGUGCUACUCCUCUCAAAACAGCUGGUGUCUAUUAAAGCGGAGGGGGAGAUCUAUUUCGUUUCGAUGAAUAAUAAAUCCUCACUCCUUAACCAAAAUAAUCGAAUACUUUUGAUUGGAGCUAGUAGCAAUUGUAAAGCAUCAAAAAGGAAAUAGUAUUCAGCAGAAGUACUCCUGGACAAGCUAAUCAUUUACUCUCAAAAAUAUGGUAUUAUGUGGAUGAUUACUUAAAGGUUUAGGGUCCUUUCAGCUCGAUCUAAAUGGACAAUUGGUAUCUAAAAGGUUAUUUUGAUGACAUUUUGAGAAUAGGGUUUAAGCCUGAAAACUCUGAAGGCUUCCUUAGAAUUUAUUAAUUGAAAACCUAAAAAUAAUCCAAAAAGAUUCUAAAGCUUCUAAGAAGAGGAUCUUGUCCGCCUUCUUUAACUGCCUCACAAGAAACAACCAUCUAAUUAAAACCGACAGCCUAAUAAUAAUAGCAAUAAUAAUAGCAAUAAUAAAAAUAAGAUUUACAAUAAUAGAUUGAAAUGCAAAAUACAGACAAUGCUCCUACUAUAAGAGUACCUACUUUAAGAAAAAAAAAGUGA